AUGCAGGACAAUAAUUUGCGUGCGGUGCAGCAGGUCCGCUUGCACUGCACCGAGGGGUCGGUAGAAUGGAUAUACCCCAGCCGCGCCUUACGGGUGGUCCUGGAACCCAUCCUUGCCCGGGCGCAGCGCACCACUCUCUGCAUCAAACCGUUCCGUGGCUUUCGAGGAGCUAGCCUGUUCAUUGAGCGCACUGGGGAGUUGGACUUGUUGAUGGCUGACGGCGAGCGGUUGGAACGCGUGCACUGUUUUCGCGCAGGGGGACGUCAGAAAUCUGCUCUUUUCAUUCAGGCUAACCCGCAAGAAGACAUCAGCCGUCGGAUAGUGGGCUUCCACUACGAGUUCCCCAGAAAAUGGAGUUCAGCCGGGAGGCUCCGUAGGCCCCUGCAAGCUGCCUGCCAACCAUGCAACAACACAGAACUUCUGCUGGCCGUCUGUAACAGUGAUUUUGUCAUCCGUGGCUCGAUCUGGAACGUAACCCACGAUGCCGAGCGACAGACGUCCGUGGUGGAGGUGCGGGGCAGCCGGAUGUAUCGUCAGCGAAGUGGGGUGUUUGAGCGGGAGGCGGGCGCCCGGGUGCACAACUGGCGCGGGCACAUCCGCACCUUGCUGGCAUGCCACGUGAGGCCAGGGGAAGGCCUGUUCCUCUUCACUGGCGCUGAGCACUUUGGCGAGGCCUGGCUCGGCUGUGCCCCCCGCUUUAAGGACUUCCUCACCCUGUACCUGAGGGCCAAGCGGGAGCAGCAGAACCCGUGUGACUUCCCCUUGGACUAA
Molecule: messenger RNA, 771 nt
Organism: Sardina pilchardus (European sardine)
Lineage: Eukaryota; Metazoa; Chordata; Actinopteri; Clupeiformes; Clupeidae
Product: meteorin-like protein
Exons: 3
Coding region: 1-771 (256 amino acids)
Molecular function (GO): hormone activity
Source: RefSeq, a predicted model, not a curated record